AGGAAAAAUGGCAUAGAUAGAGAUUGGCGGCUAAAGGUGAUGGAAGGUAUACACAACCAUGAACCAGCUAGGUCACUACUUGGGCACAAUUUUGUUGGUCGUCUAAAACCCGGAGAGAAGGAGCAAGUGGGAAAAAUGACAAGGAGUUGGGUUCCACCGAGAAAGAUGUUGUUGACUUUGAAGGAAAACAAUCCUUCAAACUUGACUACCAUAUCUCAGAUUUAUGGUGUUUGCAAGAGGUUAAGAAAAUCCCUCCGCGGGGGAUUGACAGAAAUGCAACACUUGUUGAAGAAGUUGGACGGUGACAAGUAUGUCCACUUUGAAAGACAUGAGCCUGGAUCGGAAGUCAUUAGGGAUGUAUUUUGGGCUCAUCCAAAUGCUAUCAAACUGUUCAACACAUUUCCAUAUGUAGUGAUUAUGGAUUGCACAUACAAGACAAACAAAUAUGCAAUUCCCUUGCUUGAGAUUGUUGGACUGACUUCCACAGAUAAGACAUACUCCAUAGCCUUUUGCUACAUUGUUAAUGAGGGCACAGAUGACUACGUUUGGGCACUGGAGUGUAUGAAGUCUCUAUUAGCUGAUCAAGCCAUGUUGCCUAAGGUGAUUGUUACUGACAGGGAUCUUGCCUUAUUGAGUGCUGCUAAGCAAAGCCUUCCUAACACUACACAUUUAUUAUGCUUGUGGCACAUCAACAAGUGUGUUUUGGCAAAGUGCAAACUCUAUGUUGGCACAGAUGAUUUUGCUGAGUUGGUUAUGAUGAAGUGGGCAGAGGUGGUGGAUGCUGCAACAGUUGAAGAAUUUGAAGUGAAAUGGAUGCAAUUGUUUAAUAUGUGCAAGGCAAAAUACAGCAACUUUACCUCCUAUUGUUCUACUACAUGGUUGGUUCACAAGGAGAAAUUCGCCAAGGCAUGGACAAAUCAUGUGAUGCACUUUGGAACAACAACAAGUAACAGGGCUGAGGGUGCACAUGCCAGUUUGAAGAAGAUGUUACGGGAUUGCAAGGGUGACCUGGCCACUUCAUGGGAUGCGUCGCAUAGUUUGACAUGUAAUCGACAUACUGAAAUAUUAGCAUCGUUUGAGCGCAGUAUUCACAGAAUUGAUCACAUUUUCAUGUUCCCAUUUUACACAAAUAUUAGAGGAUUUGUGUCAAACAAAUGCCUGCAGCUCAUCGACGAUGAACAUAUAAGAAUGAAGUCCUACGGCGGAUGCGAUUGCUUGUUGAGAGAGACUCAUGGACUACCUUGCGGUUGUGAACUUGCAGGUCACCGGUCAACCACUCUCUUGUCAAUUAAUUCUAUUUGUUAUUGAAAGUGACACUUUUGUGAACUUG
Molecule: messenger RNA, 1330 nt
Organism: Lotus japonicus
Lineage: Eukaryota; Viridiplantae; Streptophyta; Magnoliopsida; Fabales; Fabaceae
Product: protein FAR-RED IMPAIRED RESPONSE 1-like
Exons: 2
Coding region: 40-1308 (422 amino acids)
Biological process (GO): regulation of DNA-templated transcription
Source: RefSeq, a predicted model, not a curated record